Parastagonospora nodorum SN15 is the source of this 465-nucleotide messenger RNA. RefSeq lists its product as hypothetical. Bases 1 to 465 code for a protein of 154 amino acids. The transcript has 3 exons. The record is from RefSeq and is a predicted model, not a curated record. Lineage: Eukaryota; Fungi; Ascomycota; Dothideomycetes; Pleosporales; Phaeosphaeriaceae.
AUGAGUAUUCGGAUAAAUGCGACCGUCCAUGAAGCCCGGGCAGCUGCAGGCCACACUAAGGAGCAAUGGGACCGCUUCUAUUUCAUAACCAAGGACGAAGCGAAGCAGCUGUCGGAAGCGCACAAGGACUGGUCAAGAUGGAUACUGAUCCCCGCGAAUGAGAAAGAAAAAAUGUUGGAGCGCAUCAAUGCGCGACUACAAGCCGAAGGCAUACGACCGGUCGAAAUGAUUAUACUCAAGUGGCGGGUGUCGCAGCUGCUGAGAGACAUCCAGCGGAAGUUUUCUAAUUGUGACGAACGUUUAGCCGAAGGUGACAUGCUGAGAGGGAUAACCGUUGCGAGUUCGGGAUCGCAAAUGCAGGUCCAGACUCAGUCGGACAACGCUUCGCAGCAGUCAUUAAGCCCACAGCCUUCGGAGCACUCACCGAGCGAGACGCGCCCGUACGACCCCAUUCGGGACGUCUAA